UAAGAGAGCUGAUAACGGUGGGUGAUGCGGAGGGGUCCUCUCCCUCCCUCUCCCCUCUGGGGAUCCCCGUGUCGCUCAGCCACCUCCGCUCCCGCAGUGUCCCUGGCGGGCGCCCAGGUCACCUCGGAGACGAAGGAAGUGCCUGAGAACCAACCCGUCGACAUCCCGUGCUCUGCGUACCGCUCCGACUGGGGAAGUCCCCGCAUCGAGUGGAAGUUCCAGAAGGGCUCUUCCCUGGUGCUCUUCUACUACGCGGGAGCACUCACAGACCCCUACAAGAACCGCGUCGUGUUCUCCGUCACCUCCAUCCACUUCACCACGGUGACGCGGGAGGACACGGGGAAAUACAUCUGUGAGGUGGUGGGGGGCGACUCCCAGAUCGCCAAGUCGGAGGUCAACCUCAUCGUGCAGGUGCCCCCCUCCAAGCCGGUUGCCCACGUUCCCAGCUCCGCCACCAUCGGCCGCACUGCGGUGCUGCGCUGUACGGAGUCGGACGGCUCCCCGCCCCCCACGUUCCGCUGGUACCGGGACGGGAUGCUGGUCCCCACCGACCCCAAAAGCAGCCUCAGCUUCCGCAACUCCUCCUACACUCUGGAUUCCACCACCGGGGAGCUGACCUUCAAUCCCGUCAGCGCCUUCGACACCGGCGAUUAUUACUGCGAGGCCUCCAACAACGUGGGCACGGCGCAGAGGUCGGACACGGUGCGCAUGGAAGCCAGUGAGGUCAACGUGGGCGGCAUCGUGGCGGCGGUGGUGGUGCUGCUGAUGCUGCUGGGACUCAUCGCCUUCGGGAUUUGGUUCGCCUACAGCCGCGGCUACUUCCAGAGAAAAGACACUGCCUCCAAAAAGGUGAUUUACAGCCAACCCUCACAGCGCAGCGACGGGGAGUUCAAGCAGACGUCGUCCUUCCUGGUGUGACCCCACAGGGCUGUGGAUGUUCCCCAUCGCUGCAGCUCCACCACAAUUUGAACUAUUUGGGGGCUUUUGGGGGCUUUGGGGUUUU
Messenger RNA from Meleagris gallopavo (turkey), 1003 nucleotides. Lineage: Eukaryota; Metazoa; Chordata; Aves; Galliformes; Phasianidae. The record is from RefSeq and is a predicted model, not a curated record.